UUGUAUAAUGUAUAUUGUACUUGUAUGCAAGAACCAAGGCUUUUGAAACAUGAGUGCAACAUUAAAAAAAAAAAAGUUUUCAAAAAAGAAUAAAUCUGCAUGGAGAAAACAUAUAAAUGUUUCAGAUGUAGAUGAAUUUUUAGAAGAGCAAAGGCAAGCGGAACGAAUUGGAGACUUUUCCAUAAAAAAAGAUGAAGAUCUCUUUACAAUAGAUGUGCAAAAGUGUCCAAAACUCUUAUUGUCUGCCAAAGAACGAAGAAAACUUAAUGCACAAAAGCCAGCUAAAAACUUAACCGCUUUGGAAAAUACUUCAGCUGUGCAAGACCCAAUAACGAAAAGAAACAAAGUUAAAUUAAAGAAACACGGAAGAAAUAUUUUGGAGGAAGUAACGAAUCCCACUUCGCAAAAACAUAAACAAGCUAAUGAAGAUCGUGAAAAAUAUUACAAUGUGCUUGACAAAAAAAUUGAAACCGGAAGAAAACGUGAUUUCAAUAAGGAUAUUUGGGAAAAUAGCGAUGAGGAGUUGAAAGAAUAUGGAAAUCAUGAAUGGGUUUCUAAGGAUUUAGCGUUGUAUCAUUUGAAGAACACGGGCCGAGCGCACGUAAAACUUCCAGGAACUAUUCGAAAAAAAACUACCCUAUUGAAGCCAAUUGAAAAACCAGAUCCUGGAGUUAGUUACAACCCCACUUUGAAAGAUCAUCAAAAACUACUUUCGAAAGUAUUGUCUAAGGAAGAAGAGAUUAUGAAGCAAGAACGUCAUCUGAAAAGAGUUACCACAGAUAUGUUCUCAAAAGUAACCGUGGCAGAACGUGACAAUGAAAAAUUGAAAGAUAUGAUAUCUGAAAUGGGAGCUGAAAAUGUAGAUAAUCCAAACUCCACUCAAAAAUGUGACGCAAAUAUAUACAAUCCGAUAAAUCCACCAGUAAUUGUAAAAAAGAAAGCUAAACAAACGCGCAGAAAGCAAAAAGAGCAAAAAGAAAUACAACGUAACAUUAAAGAAAAAAAACUACAACAAAAAAAAAUCUCGGACAUAAAUAAACUGAAAGACAUAAAUGAAGAAAUUCUUGAAGAAGAAAAAAUUAAAGAUAUAGUUAAAAAAAAUAAGAAAAUUAAACUCAGACAAAAAAAGGUAGAACCAAAGCGAUUGGGUAAGUUGAAAUUUGAUGAGCCGGAUAUAGAGUUUAACGAAGCUAAAGAUAUAGCGGGAAAUUUGCGAAAUAUUAAAACAGAAAACAGUCUCUUGGUGCAAAGAUUCAAGGUGAUGCAAAAGCGAAACAUAUUACCUGUAAGUGUUGAUGUUGGAGUACGUAAACGAAGAAAAAUCAAAAGAUUUGUAAGAAGCAGCCACAAAGAAAUUCCCGCAAGAUAAUCUAAACCUUAAAGUAUAAUGGUAUUUUAUUGAUUAAUAAAACUUAGAUUUUGAAAAUUUAAAAAAUCGUGAAA
This is a messenger RNA of Condylostylus longicornis, 1443 nucleotides long. RefSeq names its product ribosome biogenesis protein NOP53. The transcript is spliced from 4 exons. The record is from RefSeq and is a predicted model, not a curated record. The coding region runs from base 50 to 1369 and encodes 439 amino acids. NCBI's taxonomy places the organism in Eukaryota, Metazoa, Arthropoda, Insecta, Diptera, Dolichopodidae. Gene Ontology annotation, molecular function: 5S rRNA binding. Gene Ontology annotation, cellular component: nucleolus. Gene Ontology annotation, biological process: ribosomal large subunit assembly; rRNA processing.